Messenger RNA from Nicotiana tabacum (common tobacco), 1417 nucleotides. RefSeq names its product transcription factor DIVARICATA-like. Gene Ontology annotation, molecular function: DNA binding. Lineage: Eukaryota; Viridiplantae; Streptophyta; Magnoliopsida; Solanales; Solanaceae. The record is from RefSeq and is a predicted model, not a curated record.
UCAUAUAAUACAACCACGAUUCACUGAUACAUCACAAAAUAUGCUGCCACUGUCCCAUCAGUUUCCUUCAAACUAAUUUUCCUAUUUUCUUCUCUCAUUCUGUUGUCUGAAAGGUCUCAAUUUCAUUACAUCUUCUUAAGUUCUUUUGAGGGCCAUUAACCCCCUGCUUUCCAAGAAAAUUCAUUAGCUUUUAGCUUAAAUUCUUUGUAGAGUUCUCAGUUGGCUUUUUUCUAAUUAUCCAAGAUUCUUUUGAAUCUGAAAAGUUGGAUCUUUCACUAAAUUCUCUAAUCUAUGAUGCUGUUCAAAAGGGUAUUCUUAUUCCCAGUAUACGAUUCUGAAUUAAUACCUUUUGGGUGUCAUAAAAAUCUCAUCCUCUAGUCAUUUGCACAUCAAAUACUUGUACAAGAUCUUAUUGUCCUGUGUCUGAUAAGCUCUGGAAAUGGAAACUAUAUUUCCUAUUUCAUCAAGUUGGAUGAUGCAGCAGAACAAGAGCUCAAUAUGGACUAAAGAAGAGAACAAACUGUUCGAAAGUGCUAUUGCGAUAUACGAUGAGAAUACUCCGAAUAGGUGGUUUCAGGUAGCAGAUAUGAUCCCUGGAAAGUCAGUGCUUGAUGUGAUGAAGCAAUAUCAGGAACUAGCUGCAGAUGUUUGUGACAUUGAAGCUGGAUUGGUCCCAAAUCCUGGUUAUUUCGCGUCUUCUGUUACGUUAGAAUUGGUCGAUGAUUGUGGAUUACAAACAUUUAGAAAGAGAGGCAGAUCUUCUGAUCAAGAGAGAAAGAAAGGUGUACCAUGGACAGAGGAAGAGCACAGGCGAUUCCUAAUGGGUCUAGACAAGUAUGGAAAAGGGGACUGGAGGAACAUAUCCAAGAAAAUGGUAAUCUCAAGAACACCAACACAAGUGGCAAGUCAUGCUCAGAAAUACUACCAGAGACAGCUCUCAGGAUGCAAAGACAAGAGGAGACCUAGCAUCCAUGACAUUACGACUUUCCAUUUCGUGGCCGACACAUCUGGAAACAACAUCAAUUCUCUAUCUAAAGAAAAGUUUUAUUCAACCCCUUUGCAGAAAUUCACAACUACAACAGAUGUUGUGAACUACUGGAAUAGCUCAAGUGAUGAAGAUCUGAUGGAUUUUGGAUCAUCUUAUGGAAGUUCAGUUGUGGCAUACCCGUCUGAGAUUACUUCACAGUCUUGGGAUGGACAUGGAGCUAACGGUAAUUCGCAGCUCCAGAUCCAAUCAACGAGAUACGAGAUAUGGGAUUCAUGAGUGGCACCGUUGAAAAAUGUCCAUCUAGGAUUCUGUUUUAUGUUCUUGGUGUAAUGUAUAUCAAGUUUAGUUUGUUAUAGUGUAACGGUCUAGUUUCUUUGGUCAUGCUUUCAGACUUCAAAUGAAAAUCUUCGACUAAUUAAGUCUCCUGAA